Carassius auratus (goldfish) is the source of this 683-nucleotide messenger RNA. Its product is annotated as dihydropyrimidine dehydrogenase [NADP(+)]-like. The record is from RefSeq and is a predicted model, not a curated record. NCBI's taxonomy places the organism in Eukaryota, Metazoa, Chordata, Actinopteri, Cypriniformes, Cyprinidae. The transcript is spliced from 4 exons. Gene Ontology annotation, molecular function: uracil binding; iron-sulfur cluster binding; dihydropyrimidine dehydrogenase (NADP+) activity. Gene Ontology annotation, biological process: thymine catabolic process; uracil catabolic process. The coding region runs from base 110 to 385 and encodes 91 amino acids. Gene Ontology annotation, cellular component: cytosol.
GCGUGUUUUUACAGCGCGUGCUUAGCUCUGCUGGAGUUGAGCGCUCUCGCGUCUCUAUAACGGAGGAGAGAUCGGAUCACAGUACUGCAGAUCGGACACAGUGGCUAUAAUGCUCAGCAAAGAAUUGCCGGAUAUCGAGAGUAUCCUUUCCUUGAACCCAAGGGUGAAGACCCACGCAAAUCUCCAUUCCACUGCCUCUAAGAAGAAUGAGAGGAAGCGCUGGAAAAGAAACCCAGAGAGGAGCUGCGAUUCUUGUGUGAAUUUGGAGAACAACUUCGAUGACAUCAAGCACACGAUUUUAAGCGAGCGUGGGGCACUUCGGGAAGCGCUGAGAACUACUAUGGUGCUGCCGAGGCAAUCCUGCCCGAUAGCCCUCUGGGUUUGACCUGUGGCAUGGUGUGUCCCACCUCUGAUCUGUGUGUGGGGGGAUAUAACCUCUAUGCUUCUGAGGAAGGCCUCAUCAAUAUUGGUGGGCUGCAGCAGUUUCCUACUGAGGUAAGGUGCUCUUUAAUGCAAUGGCUAACAAUUGGAGAUUUUUUGCAUUUAAGUCAAAGGUCUGGUGUGGUUAUGUUUCAAAUAAACUUGAAGCUGAAAAGUAAUGUACUUUAAGUAAUUUGUACUUUAAUGUAAUGACCACCAUCAGUGGUCUAUGGUGCGUCUGCUCUCUUGUACUCUGUGCUGUC